Messenger RNA from Corvus hawaiiensis (hawaiian crow), 4633 nucleotides. It is a transcript of the gene ANKRD52, whose product is annotated as ankyrin repeat domain 52. Lineage: Eukaryota; Metazoa; Chordata; Aves; Passeriformes; Corvidae. The transcript has 28 exons. Bases 85 to 3348 code for a protein of 1087 amino acids. Gene Ontology annotation, cellular component: cytoplasm. Gene Ontology annotation, molecular function: protein binding. The record is from RefSeq and is a predicted model, not a curated record.
UCCAUCCCCGCCCCGCAGCCGCCCGAGCGGAGCCGCCGCGGCCGGACCCGAUGCCGGGAGCUGGGCGCUGAGGGCGGCCCCGACAUGGGGGUUCUCAGCAUCACGGACCAGCCCCCUCUGGUCCAAGCCAUCUUCAACCGGGAUGUGGAGGAGGUUCGGUCGCUGCUGAACCAGAAGGAGAACAUCAAUGUACUGGACCAAGAACGCCGGACACCGCUCCAUGCUGCUGCCUACAUCGGAGACGUUGCAAUCCUCGAGCUCCUCAUUCUGUCAGGUGCUAAUGUGAACGCGAAGGACACGGUCUGGCUCACGCCGCUGCACCGCGCCGCGGCCUCGCGCCACGAGAAAGCUCUUCACCUGCUCCUGAAGCACUCGGCCGACGUCAACGCCCGCGACAAGCACUGGCAGACGCCGCUGCACGUGGCCGCGGCCAACCGGGCCACCAAGUGCGUGGAGGCCCUGGUGCCCCUGCUGAGCACCGUCAACGUGGCCGACCGCACUGGGCGCACGGCUCUGCACCACGCCGUGCACAGCGGCCACCUCGAGAUGGUGAACCUGCUGCUCAACAAAGGCGCCAGCCCCAGCACGUGUGACAAGAAGGACCGGCAGCCCCUGCACUGGGCGGCCUUCCUGGGGCACCUGGAGGUGCUGAAGCUGCUGGUGGCGCGCGGGGCCAACGUGAUGUGCAAGGACAAGAAGGGCUACACCCUGCUGCACACGGCGGCCGCCAGCGGCCAGAUCGAGGUCGUGCGUCACCUCCUCAGGCUGGGGGUCGAGAUCGACGAGCCCAAUUCCUUCGGGAACACGGCCCUGCACAUCGCCUGCUACAUGGGCCAGGACGCCGUGGCCAACGAGCUGGUGAACGUGGGGGCCAACGUGAACCAGCCCAACGAGAAGGGCUUCACCCCCCUGCACUUCGCCGCCGUCUCCACCAACGGGGCCCUCUGCCUGGAGAUCCUCGUCAACAACGGGGCCGACGUCAACUUCCAGAGCAAGGAAGGGAAGAGCCCCCUGCACAUGGCGGCGAUCCACGGACGGUUCACGCGCUCGCAGAUCCUCAUCCAGAACGGCAGUGAGAUCGACUGUGCUGACAAAUACGGCAAUACCCCCCUCCACGUUGCUGCUAGAUACGGCCACGAGCUGCUAAUUAGUACUUUGAUGACGAAUGGUGCUGACACUGCAAGGCGUGGGAUCCACGACAUGUUCCCUCUGCACUUAGCUGUUCUCUUCGGAUUCUCAGACUGUUGUCGCAAGCUGCUUUCCUCAGGGCAGUUGUACAGCAUCGUGUCCUCGCUGAGCAACGAGCACGUGCUGUCCGCGGGCUUCGACAUCAACACUCCCGACAACCUGGGCAGGACCUGUCUGCACGCUGCUGCUUCCGGAGGGAACGUUGAAUGUCUGAAUUUGCUGUUGAGCAGCGGCGCCGAUCUGCGCCGGAGGGACAAAUUCGGGAGGACCCCCCUGCACUACGCGGCCGCCAACGGCAGCUACCAGUGCACGGUGACGCUGGUGACGGCCGGGGCCAGCGCCUGCGAGGCCGACGGCAAAGGCUGCACCCCCCUGCACUACGCGGCCGCCUCCGACACCUACCGCAGGGCGCCGUGCCCGGCUCAGGUGCCCCCUGUGCCCCCCAGGGCGGAGGCUCCGGCCGGGAGCGGCCACGGCAGCGCCGAGGAGCCGCUGCGGGAAUCCCGCAGGAAGGAGGCGUUCUUCUGCUUGGAAUUCCUGCUGGACAACGGGGCCGACCCUUCCCUGCGGGACAGGCAGGGCUACACGGCCGUGCACUACGCCGCCGCCUACGGCAACCGCCAGAACCUGGAGCUGCUCCUGGAAAUGUCUUUUAACUGCCUGGAGGACGUGGAGAGCAGCGUCCCCGUCAGCCCUUUGCACUUAGCUGCCUACAAUGGUCACUGUGAAGCCCUCAAGGCCCUGGCCGAGACGCUGGUGAACCUGGACGUGCGGGACCACCGGGGCCGCACCGCGCUCUACCUGGCCACCGAGCGCGGCUCCACCGAGUGCGUGCAGGUGCUCACCAGCCACGGCGCCUCCGCGCUGCUCAAGGAGAGGAAGAGGAAGUGGACUCCUCUCCACGCCGCGGCUGCCAACGGGAACACGGAUUCCCUGCACCUCCUGAUCGACAGCGGGGAGCGGGCGGACAUCACCGACGUCAUGGACAUCCACGGCCAGACCCCGCUGAUGUUGGCCAUCAUGAACGGCCACGUGGACUGCGUCCACCUCCUGCUGGAGAAGGGAUCCACGGCCGACGCCGCGGACAAGAGGGGCCGCACCGCGCUGCACCGAGGGGCCGUGACCGGCUGUGAGGAUUGCCUGGCUGCUCUGCUGGACCACGAUGCCUUCGUUCUGUGCCGGGAUUUCAAGGGCCGGACCCCGAUCCACUUCGCCUCAGCGUGCGGCCACCUGGAGGUCCUGCGGACCCUGCUGCAGGCAGCGCUCUCCACUGACCCCCUGGACUCCGUGGUGGACUACAGCGGCUACUCACCCAUGCACUGGGCUUCUUACAGUGGGCACGAAGAUUGUCUUGAAUUGUUACUUGAACACAACCCGUUUGCGUACCUAGAAGGAAACCCCUUUACUCCAUUGCACUGUGCAGUAAUUAACAACCAGGACGGCACUGCUGAAAUGCUGGUGGAAGCAUUAGGUGCCAAGAUUGUUAAUAGCAGAGAUGCCAAAGGAAGGACACCCCUUCACGCUGCUGCCUUUGCAGACAACGUCCAUGGUUUACAGCUGCUCCUGCGCCACCAGGCCGAGGUGGACACGGCGGACAAGCUGGGCAGGACCCCCCUCAUGGUGGCUUCGGAGAACGGGCACACGGCAGCAGUGGAGUUCCUGCUGUUCCAAGCGAAAGCAAAUAUAACUGUGCUGGAUGUCAACAAGAACACAGCUCUUCACCUGGCCUGCAGCAAGGGCCAUGAAAAGUGUGCCUUGUUGAUCCUGGGGGAAACCCAAGACCUUGGCCUUAUCAAUGCAAGUAACAGUGCUCUGCAGAUGCCGCUGCACAUCGCGGCGCGGAACGGCCUGGCCUCGGUGGUGCAGGCCCUGCUCAGCCGAGGGGCCACCGUGCUGGCUGUGGAUGAAGAAGGUCACACCCCGGCGCUGGCGUGUGCCCCCAACAAGGACGUGGCCGACUGCCUGGCACUUAUCCUCUCCACCAUGAAGCCUUUCCCCCCCAAGGACGCCAUCGGCUCCUUCAGCUUCAACCUCCUCAAGAACUGCGGCAUCGCGGCCAAGACGGCGGCGGCGUGCGGGGCCCUCCCGAACGGCUCCGCCUGCCCCUACUCCAAGGAGCGCCACAACGCCAUCGGCCUGGACGGCUGCUACUCGGAGUAGCCCCGACCCAUGGGUGACCUAAUAUCUUAUUCUAUUUAUUUAGAAAUUCUAUAAAUAUAGGGCACUUUAAAGGAGAACAAGACUGGGCAAGCCCAGCGCGGGCUGUGGGGUGGGCUGGGCUGGGGAGGAGCCAAGAGUUCGGCGCUUUCCGCGCUCCGGCGGUGCCAAAGCUGCUCCUGGCAGUGGCCUUCCCGUCCCCUGCGCCUUCCCAAUCCUGCCUGUGCCCCUGGCUGGCCGGGUAGGAGGCGGAAGGGGCAGGAUUUGGGCUGGCACAGGGCAGGUGCCACCAUCCGCUGCUGGGUUUUUCCUUUCCGGGCUUGAUCGGAGCCGUUUCCUUCCCGGCGUUUGUUUCCUUCCCGGUGUUCUGUUCCAUUCCCGAUAUUUUUCUUCCGUUCCCGCUGUUUCCUCCCCUGUUUUUCCCCAGUGCCAGCCCCCCCUGCCCUGCCGGGAUACCCCCGGAGCUGCUGCCCCGGCAGAAGGGGCAGGAUUUGGGCUGGCACGGGCCAGGUGCCACCAUCCACUGCUGGUUUUUUCCUCCUCUGGGCUUGAUCGGAGCCGUUUCCUUCCCAGCGUUUUGUUCCAUUCCCGAGAUUUUCUUCCAUUCCCAGUAUCUCCAUUCCCAGUUUUUCCCUUGUGCCAGCCCCCCCCCUGCCCUGCCAGGAUACCCCCGGAGCUGCCACCCACCCAGCCGGGAUGAGGAAAAGCUGAACUCUUGGCAGGGGCGGGGAGGGUUUGGGAUUUAGGGAUGGAGGGGGUCAGCUCCCGGCCGAGCAGCUCGGAAUCGCUGCCCUCCUGCGAGCCCAAACACUUGAAAACCCAAAAUCUGCUGUACCUGGCACACUCCGAAAUCCUUUGGCAGCUCAUUUCUAUGGAAAAACAAGAAACAAAGCCGGGUGCUGCUGCCCGAGCCCGGGCACGGAUGCGCCGCUGGAGCCUCCUCCCCACACCAGGCACUUUAGGGAUUCUGUUGGUCGUUGGCUUUUUUGAGUUUUUGAAGGUUUUGGUUGGGUUUUUUUUUUUUUGGUUUUUUUGGGGUUUUUGGGGGGUUUUUUCCUCCCCCUUUUCCUUUGGCAAAUCGUUACAUCCUAAAAAGCUGCUUUGGAGUUUCCCUUCCCUGCUUUGCGUGGCCGUUUCCAUGAGAGAGACUCAGUGUUGGUUGCUUGGGUUUGUGUUUUGUUGUUGUUGUUGUUGUUGUUUUUUUAAAAAAAAACAAAAAAAAAGAGAAUUAUUUAUAGAGAAACGAGCAUUUACCUUGAAAAAAAACCAACAAAAACCAUAAAAAGAA